GCCUGCUUUCAGGUGGAAGAGUCUCUCCAGUUUAAGUUCACGACCUUGAAGGAUGCCCUGGUUGGUGUUCACAACUUUUUCGGAGAUGAUAUAGGAACUGGACGAGGAGAGUGGCCCAGGAAAACCGCUGAGACGAUGCUCACCAUCUUCGCACAUGCUCGGCGACUGAAGGACGAGGUACGUUUCCACGAAGCCAGCAGCAAGCUCACCAACCACGAAAGGAAGGCCCUGACACAAGUCAGGGCCUUGACACUUGGCAUGGCGCAGGAGGAGGAGGAGGAGGAGAGAAAGACUGCCAAGCUGCCGAUUUCGAAGGAGGAAGAUGAUGAAAUGGAAAAAGCCAAGAAAGUCUCGAAGAAGGAAAAGGAAAAGCUGCCGUUUUCGGAGGAGGAAGAUGAUGAAGAUGCAAAAGCCAAGAACAAAAGGAAGGAGUUGCAGAGGAUUCGGAGUAUGGAGAUCCCGGCCACCCCCUCCGUUUUCGACGCCUGGAGCCAGGAUGCCAACGAAUGCUCACCAGUUCCCACGAAGAAGCGAGUACUAAAGGACGCCAUCUUCAUCAAAAAGAAGCCAGCAGCAAAGGACCCCAAGGAAGGAGGAAAGGCAGCUCAAAAGGCAGCUGCAGAGGAAGCCGAG
Messenger RNA from Symbiodinium necroappetens, 633 nucleotides. The record is from the annotation of a GenBank genome assembly. NCBI's taxonomy places the organism in Eukaryota, Dinophyceae, Suessiales, Symbiodiniaceae.